GCUAGGGUGUAGGGACGGGAAUCUAUAAUUUCUGAGAACUGCACUCACAUUUUAACCUGGCAAACGGAAUCCGCUCUUGACAGACGGAAAACAGGGCGUAGGCUAUAUGCUGACAUAUACUGAUAGGGAGAAAAUCCGAGCCAUCUGACGUGGAAGGAUUUAUAGGUUUAGACGAAAUUGCUUUCCGACAGUGAGAUCAAAUACAGUGGUAUGUUUCAGUGUGUAUAUGUGUCUGUAGUAUUUCACAUUGAUUUGGCGCGAACGGUAGCCUACCAAGGAUCAUGCCCGAGGCACGUAAAACGUUUUCACUGUAGCCUUUAUUUUCUGAAACUGGACUUUUGGACAACUGGGUCCAGAACGCUGUCAGUGUGGAAAUUAUGUCCACGGAUGUCCUACUACUGCUGCUACUUGCCUGGAUGGUCGGUGCUUCUGGGAGGUCAAUUGGUCCGAGGGGACACGUGCGUCAGACCUACAGCCAAAUCAGAUUCAUACGAGAAGUACCAUCGACUGUACAAGGACGUCAAAAAGUUAGCAGCCCUAUACUGAGAAGAAGUCCAGAUAUGACCAAAACCACCAUGACAAAGUCAGAGCAGCUUUUAAGCAUAAAUGACCACGACUUCACAAUGAGGCCUGGCUUUGGAGGACACACUGUUCAAGUUGGAGUUGAUGUUCAGGUAGAAAGUCUGGACACAAUCUCAGAAGUUGACAUGGACUUCACCAUGACCUUGUAUAUUAGGCACUACUGGAAAGAUGAGCGCCUUUCUUUCCACAGCACCACCAAUAAGAGCAUGACCUUCGACGGGCGCCUGGUCAAGAAGAUCUGGGUGCCAGACCUGUUCUUUGUCCACUCCAAGAAGUCUUUCACACACGACACCACCACAGAUAAUGUCAUGCUGAGAGUCUACCCUGAUGGCAAGGUGCUCUACAGCUUAAGGGUGACGGUGACAUCCAUGUGCAGUAUGGACCUGAGUCGCUUCCCUCUGGACACACAGACCUGCUCCCUGGAGAUCGAGAGCUAUGCGUACACAGAUGACGACCUGAUGCUCUACUGGAAGAAAGGGAACAAUUCCCUGAGUACUGACGAAAGGAUCUCCCUCUCCCAGUUCCUCAUCCAGGAGUUCCAUACUACCAGCAAAAAAUCCUUCUACAGCAGCACAGGCUGGUACAACCGUCUGUACAUCAACUUCACCCUGCGACGCCACAUCUUCUUCUUCCUGCUGCAGACCUACUUCCCUGCCACUCUGAUGGUCAUGUUGUCCUGGGUGUCUUUCUGGAUCGACCGCCGGGCCGUACCGGCCAGGGUUCCUCUGGGUAUCACCACGGUGCUCACCAUGUCCACCAUCAUCACUGGAGUCAACGCCUCCAUGCCCAGGGUUUCCUACAUCAAAGCUGUGGACAUUUACCUCUGGGUCAGUUUUGUGUUUGUGUUCUUAUCGGUGAUAGAGUACGCUGCAGUGAACUACCUGUCUACAGUGCAAGAACGGAAGGAAAGAAAGCUACGAGAAAGGCUGCCCUGCACCUGUGGCAUGACCCACCCAGGCAUGAUGGGUAGCUACAGCGAGGAUGAUGUCAACAACACUGGGAACUAUGGCGGUGAGCCGAUGGAGAACGGCGCUGCAAUGCAGCAAAGGAUGAUGGUCCAUCUGGACUUUGAGGAGAACGACCAGAUCACAGGACACGUGGGCUCCAGCGCUUACAGCAGCAUGUGGAUCGACACCCACGCCAUAGACAAGUACUCCCGGGUCAUCUUCCCUGGGUCCUAUAUUCUGUUCAACAUCAUCUACUGGUCCUGCUACCUCUAACGCUGCACAGAAUGGGAUGGAGGUAGACAUACCCACAGAACUAGAAUGAAUUCUAUUAAUUCUAAUGAGUUAUAUGAAUUAUAUUAUUUUUCUACGAAAAUACCCAGGGUGUAUGCACCUGGAAAGGAACCACAACUCUGACGAUGUGAUGAUGCAAAAUGCUAAACCAUGGUACCUGGAUUUCUGUACCUGAGAUAUAGAGGGCAUGCCAUGCACAGCACACGGACUCAAACACAGCAGUUAUUGUCAUUUUGAACACCUAUAUGUUGGUGUUUUAUAUGUCCGGGGAAGUAAUGAGUUCAUGUAAUGAUUAAUAAGUAAUGGGCUGGCUUGUAUCCGUAGCUGAAAACUUCAUUGAGUUUUUAUCCACAUUGAGAAUUGCAAAACUGUCAUUUAGUUUAGUUGUCAUUGCCAAUAUAAACUCAGCAAAAAAAGAAACUUCCUCUUACUGUUAUUUUCAGCAAACUUAACAUAU
Molecule: messenger RNA, 2277 nt
Organism: Salvelinus sp. IW2-2015
Lineage: Eukaryota; Metazoa; Chordata; Actinopteri; Salmoniformes; Salmonidae
Product: gamma-aminobutyric acid receptor subunit rho-1-like
Biological process (GO): regulation of membrane potential; chloride transmembrane transport; nervous system process
Cellular component (GO): plasma membrane; neuron projection; synapse
Molecular function (GO): GABA-A receptor activity; neurotransmitter receptor activity; extracellular ligand-gated monoatomic ion channel activity
Source: RefSeq, a predicted model, not a curated record